Molecule: messenger RNA, 2676 nt
Organism: Scomber japonicus (chub mackerel)
Lineage: Eukaryota; Metazoa; Chordata; Actinopteri; Scombriformes; Scombridae
Gene: slitrk2
Product: SLIT and NTRK-like family, member 2
Exons: 1
Coding region: 1-2676 (891 amino acids)
Biological process (GO): positive regulation of synapse assembly; regulation of presynapse assembly; axonogenesis
Cellular component (GO): glutamatergic synapse; membrane
Molecular function (GO): protein binding
Source: RefSeq, a predicted model, not a curated record
AUGCUGAGCGGCGUCCUCUUUCUGAGCGUCCUCACGGUCACCAGCCUGACACCGUCCGAAACGGAGAGCCGCAAAACUUCAGCCUCCAAAGAUAUCUGCAAGAGCCGCUGCGCCUGCGAGGAGAGAGAGAACAUACUGAACAUCAACUGUGAGAAUAAAGGAUUUACCACCGUCAGUCAAUACCAGGCGCCCCCAAAUAAGAUCUCCCAGCUUUUUCUAAACGGAAACUUCCUGUCACGUAUCAGCGCCAAUGAGUUUGUCAAUUAUGGCAAUGUCACCUCUCUGCAUCUGGGGAAUAACGGCUUGCAGGAGAUCCGAACCGGUGCUUUUAACGGGCUCCGCUUCCUAAAGCGGCUCCAUUUGAACAACAAUAACCUGGAGGUGAUUAAAGAGGACACCUUUGCAGGACUGGAGAGUUUGGAGUAUUUACAGGCUGAUUAUAAUUAUAUAAGCGCCAUAGAGCCUGGAGCGUUCAGUAAACUGAAUAAACUCAAAGUGUUGAUCCUCAAUGAUAACCUGCUGUUAUCUUUGCCCCCCAAUAUAUUCCGCUUCGUUCUCCUCACGCACUUGGAUUUACGUGGCAAUCGGCUCAAGAUGCUGCCGUUCGCCGGGGUUCUGGAGCACAUAGGAGGCAUCAUGGAGAUCCAGCUGGAGGAGAACCCCUGGAAUUGCACCUGCGAUCUGAUCCCCCUCAAAUCCUGGUUGGACACUAUUUCUGUGUUUGUGGGGGACAUCGUGUGCGAGACGCCGUUCAGGCUGCACGGUAAAGACAUCACUCAGCUCAUAAAGCAGGAUCUGUGCCCGCGCAGGAAUACUGGAGACCGCGUUCACCCCCCCUCUGACUCUCACUUUCAAGGGGCCCUACCCCCGACCUACCACCCCGGCAUGAUCACCCCCACCCGAGCCCCAAAAGCAUCCCGCCCACCCAAAAUGCGCUACAGGCCCACCCCUCGCAUCUCAAAGGAUAAACAUGUCUUUGGGCCUAUAAUGGUUUACCAGACGCGCUCUCCCGUGCCCAUGCUGUGUCCCAGUGUGUGCGUGUGCACGUCACAGAACCCUGACAGCGGACUGAACAUCAAUUGCCAAGAGCGGAAGUUGCAUAACAUCAGUGAGCUGAACCCCAAGCCCUCCUACCCAAAGAAACUGCACCUGACCGGUAACUACUUACAAAUGAUUUACAGAACUGAUCUGACUGAGUACAGCUCUCUGGAGCUGCUCCAUUUAGGAAAUAACAGGAUAGCAGUGAUUCAGGAAGGUGCAUUUGAGAAUCUGACAAACCUGAGACGGCUCUAUCUGAAUGGGAAUUACAUCGAGUCGCUUUCACAAUCACUGUUCUUCGGCCUGCAGUCGCUCCAGUAUCUGUACUUGGAAUACAACAUCAUCAAAGACAUUUUACCACAGACGUUUAACUCUUUGCACAACCUGCAGCUGCUGUUCCUCAACAACAACCUGUUAAGAUCGCUGCCUGAUCAUGUGUUCGGGGGCACCAUGCUAACAAGACUCAACUUAAGGAAUAAUCAUUUCUCCUACCUUCCUGUUCGUGGUGUGUUAGAUCAGCUGUCAGCAUUUAUUCAGAUAGACCUCCAGGAGAACCCCUGGGACUGCACCUGUGACAUUGUGGCGCUCAAAAACUGGAUGGAGCUGUCCAGUACCAGCGUGGUGGUGAAUGAGAUCACUUGCGACUCCCCCUCUAAGCACGCGGGUCGCCUGUUGCGCUCACUCCGCAACGAGGCCAUCUGCCCCGAGCCGAGCGAGGCGCCCCCGCCACAAAAUGCACCCCCGACAAGAGCCCCCACGCUGAUAAGCCCCGCCACCGAACCCACCACCCCUUCCUCCUCGUCGUCUUCUUCUUUUAGCUCAGUCAGCCCCACCGAAUCCCGAAUCCACACCCCCGAGUUACACCCCGAAGUCCCGCUCUCGGUCCUGAUUCUGGGGCUUCUGGUUGUUUUCAUCCUCUCUGUUUGCUUCGGCGCAGGCCUCUUCGUUUUCGUCCUGAAGCGGCGCAAAGGGGUCGAGCACGUCCCCACAGGUGCGAACAACUUAGAUCUCAACUCAUUCCAAGUGCAAUACGCCUCCUACAACCCAGAACCCACCCAAGACAAAACCUCCGAAAGCCACGUGUAUAACUACAUCCCCCCACCUGUAGGCUCCAUGUGCCAAAACCCCAUUUACAUGCAGAAAGAUGGAGAACAGGUGGCGUACUACCGAAACCUGAAGGAGCUCAGCUUUGGGCCCCUGGAUGCAAAGAAGGAUGACGUCCUCACCCGUAGCCCGGGGACCUACACUAUCAGCACAGUGGAUUUUAUGGAUAAGACGCCGACGUCGUGUGGUUUGACCACCCCCGACCCCCCUGAGAUGUUGUAUCAAAACUUAGGUGAGAGGCCCAACAAAGAGCUUCCCACAGCUGCAGGCGCCCCCCCUUUCAGUUACAACUUUUGCACUUUACCUAAGAGACCUUGCAUCGUGCCCCCCUACGAGGCCGCCACAGCCCGGCGGCAUAUCACCAACCAGGACAGGUUGAACAAAACGGUGCUGUACGGGACCCCCAGGAAAUACUACGGGGCGGAACACCUUUCCAAAAACAAUGAGCAUCCACUGCUGCUCCCCGGGAAGCUAAAAACAGAACCAGACUACCUGGAGGUUCUGGAGAAACAGACUGCGAUGAGCCAACUGUAA